AAACACUACAGAUACAAUAGGGCCCUGUUUCAGAGAGGCGAGGGCCCUAAAAACGAAAAACAAACAAACAAAAAACACAAUGCACCCCUCGCAGGUUACUUCCGGAAACAAAGAGCGAGCGCGUCGUCCAAUCAGAGACGACUUUCAUUUUAAAUGAGAGGCUUCAGUUCCCCGUCGGUGGAAAACACCAUACACCAAACUAACCUCAACGGCGGAGGUCAGAAAGACUUUUUAUCGGUUUGAGUCGGUGGACUUUGAGCCCCAGCUGCCUCUGGUUGGAACCAGCUGUUUGAUGGGAACCCAGGAGGCAGACAGAGAUUGGGUAGAUGUGGCGAAUGAUCUGCUCAGCAAGUGUCACAUAAACCUGAGGCUGAGGAAGGUGACAGACUGCGAUGCCAAUGUUUUCAUCGCUUUGUAUGAGAGCAUCUUGGGGGAGAAAGUUCCAGAUUAUAUUGCAGCCCCAUGCUGUCAAGAGGAUGAUGUCCAUAAUGUUCAGUCUGUGAUUGACUCACUGGCUUUGGAUUACCUUCAGAUCAGCCUCUCGCACAUCACAGGGGAAAAUAUUGUCAGAGGGGACAAAGAGUCUAUCAAGAACCUGUUGGAAAUCUUCGAUGGCUUGCUGGAAUAUCUCAAUGAGGAGAUAAGUGAGGAGUCACAUAAUGGAGAAGUGAGCGAUGUUCUCGUGGAGGAUGAACCUCGUGGAAGCACACAGCCGGUGGACUCUGAGGUCGCAGAGCAGAAGGAAGCCCAGCUGGAAGGAGAGUCACAGUUUUCCAGUGGAGAGUCCGCUGUUCAGUCCAGUAAAUAUUCCCUCCAUUCGUGGAACGCCGAAGAGACGGAAUCAGCCAAUGAGCUCAUUGAGCUGGGAGACUCUGCACGCACAUUCACAGCUAAAAAAGACGGAGUAGCUGUUGCUCCUUCAGCCACAGAGCCCAUCACCACCUCAGAGCCUCAGGAGUCCCAGGCCACUCCGCUGACUGAACCGCUGUACUCGGCCAUCCCUCUCCAGCCCCCCUGCCAGAGCAACACCCCCCAGAGGCCCGACAUUGCACCUGUCUCGUCCAGCCACCCACCUCCAGCUGAUGGCCUCGGGCCCUCAGAGGAGGAAGUCGCCCUGGUCACUACAGAGAGUUCUAGGCAUGUGUUGGAGACAGCUACGGCCAAUGGACUACAGUCUCCUGCUUCACGUCACUCUCCUGCUCUGAGUGAGAAGCCUGUAUCCAGUCAACAGCGAGCCAGGACGGAGCUGGAAGAGGAGACACUGGAGCCAACUAACGGGGGUCCCAGGAGGGUUUUGUUCCGCACCCAGCCAGAUGUACUCUUCCUCACCCUGCAGGAUGAGAUGGAGCCCACCGACCCCACCCCACCUGACAGCGAGGAGGAAGAGCAAGAUGAGGACGAUGUAAAUGAUACCCUGAGGCAACAGGACAGACAGACAGCUGACAGAAAGAGGAGAGGCCGCAGGAGCAGGAUGGAGGAGGACGGUUAUGACGAUCCUCUGUCUUAUCGCAGGCAGAAGAACAGGCAAACCGAAGAGGAGCUGCAUCUCAUGUCAGAGAAACUCUCCCGACGACUUGAGGAGCUCGACGAGAUGCUUAAGCGAGCUCUCGGUGAAAGCGGGGAGUCCAGCGAGGUGAGGGAGGAGGACAAGCAGUCCCACCACAGCGACAGCAUCAUGGAGUGUCGCCGGACGCCCAGACCACAGACCGGAACACCCCACCCUGAGGCCACCCACCGGACACGCUCCCUGUCCCCCUCCCCUCCACGGGCCUGUCGCUCCCUGCAGGGGCAGCUAGGGGGCGCUGUGAUGGAGGAGCUGAGCCUGGACGACGGGAGACAAACCAACCUCACAGCUGCCAGACGCUCGCGGCGAGGACAGCUACGCCAGAGACAGCGUCACAGAAACUACAGAGAGCAUGUGAUGAGUAAAGCCUAUGAGGAAGAGCUGAAAAGAUAUGAAGAUAGAGAAAGGGCAAACCUAGACAAGGAGCGCCUCAAAGCCCAGGAAGCAGAGCGGGCAUACAGAGAGGCGAUACUGAGUGAUGUUCCCCCGGCCCCCCGAGUGUCCCCAGCUAAACCAACUCCUCAGCAUCGCUCACAACGCACCAGACCGACCAGCACAGGACACAGACGACAGGAGUCUCCCAGGAAACCCUCACAAAUGAAGGUGAAGGAGAAUGACCUCCUCCCAAUUCUCAUGGAGGAGUUCCCUCACCUCCACAUCUCCCGUCACACCCUGGGCCGCAUGUGGGAGCAGCAGCUGCAGCAGGUGGACAGACUUCACGCCAUCUCCUCUCACAGCCACCAGAAACGCAACAAACUCUCCAGCCAGGUGGAGGAAGCCCAAAAGAAACACGACCUGCUGGUGGAGAUUGUUCGCAAAGAACAAGAGCACAGCAGGCGGCUGAGGGACUUCAAGGAGCGAAUCCAGCAGCAGAAGUCGGCCCAGAACAGACUGAAGGAACAGAGGCAGCAGAUCGCUCGAGCCAAGAAGUACCACAACGACUACCAUGUUCAGCUCCGCGCCCGCCUGAUGAGGGAACGCACCAAGGAGGAGAAGAUGUUCCGCCAGCUGUUUGAGGAGGGCCUGGAGCUGCAGAAGGCCCGGCUCAGGGAGCAGAGGGCCUACGCCAGGGAGAAGCGGCUGGAGCACCAGAGACGACACCAGGACCAGAUCAAGUCAAUGGAGAACUACUACAAGGACCAGUUUUCACUACUGGCUGAAGCGCUUGCACAAGAAAGGGAGGAGAUCCAGGUCCGGAAAAAAGCUCAAGAGAAGACCCUGUUGAAGAUGAGGCGAGAGCUGCGUUCCAGGAUGGAGCGUGAGAUUGGUGAGCUGCAGAGGAUCAUCAUCCAGAAUGACGAAGAUGACUACUUCAGGGAGCUGGACGUCCAGAGGCUGCGCAGGCGGGUCCAGAUGGCCUCCUUCCAGUACAGCACUAGCUGUCUGCCCUGACCAGAAGAGGCUCCAAGCUGAAUACUUCACAUAUUGAAGGCUGGAUUUACUCUGGAGGAAAAUACUGCAAAAGACAACAUUGUUUCUGCCAGUCACAUCUGCGGGUGACAUCCAGACUGGUGCUAACAAUGUCGUCUCAGCACACAUCUUCCCUCUAAGAUUGUUUUGCACAGGAAGAGAAAAUUCACUUUUAAUGUCUUAUGUAGUUAAAGGUCACAUAGUGACACAAUGUACUCGACUCAACAACCAAAUGGGGCCAUGAUGGAGCAAGUAUUUAUUGAACUGAACACACAGAUGAAAUGUAGCUAUUAACUCUUCCUCUCACCUCGGCUGCUAUACACAAACUUACCAACAGCUUGGACCACGUCCUCCUCUUCCAUGUGUUUUUUAGUAUUUACUAAUUUUAACAAUGUUUUAAAGUGACUCCCUCACUGUGCAAUCUUUGUGUGCUGUUUUGUAGCAGACUAGUUCAGAAACGUUCUUCCUCUUGCCAACUGGGACCACAGAUGCAAAAAUAAUUAGUAUGAAUGUCAGAUUGACAAGAUUUUUAAAAUACAUUUUUCCUUUCUUUUACACAAGAUGUCUUCCUUAUUGUUUUAACUGUGCUGUGCAUUAUUUAUUUGAAUGUAUUAUUAAUAAUUUUUUUUUUUAACAAUCCUGGUUCUGUGCUUUCUGGUCACCAGGGGGUGAUGAUAAUCAGACAUAUGACUGCCCCUUACCUUUGAAUUGUAUUUCUAUGGCUGCAUUCAGACAGGAUGCAGCAGAAAUAUAAGAAAUCUUGUACAUUUUAAUGUUCAUAGUGCGUUUUGGCUGCGGCAGUACAUGCCACAGAUGUUUCACGGCGGCGUCCAGCAAGAAAGUUGAUUCAGACUCAACUUCUGCUGAAAUGCUGCAUCGACCAAUCACGUAGCGGGCAGACAGUGGACUGAUUCUGUGUGAAUGCAGCCCAGCUGUAGCCAGAGCUGAGGACCAGGUGGUGUAACACUACUUGACCAAUGAUAGCAUCACACCAAGGAAACACUGUUGAUCAGUCUUGUGCAUUUUGUCUAAUCAAUACACAUGACCUUCAUCACCUA
This is a messenger RNA of Myripristis murdjan (pinecone soldierfish), 4032 nucleotides long. Its product is annotated as centrosomal protein of 95 kDa-like. NCBI's taxonomy places the organism in Eukaryota, Metazoa, Chordata, Actinopteri, Holocentriformes, Holocentridae. Gene Ontology annotation, cellular component: spindle pole; centrosome. The record is from RefSeq and is a predicted model, not a curated record.